Molecule: messenger RNA, 3489 nt
Organism: Phyllostomus discolor (pale spear-nosed bat)
Lineage: Eukaryota; Metazoa; Chordata; Mammalia; Chiroptera; Phyllostomidae
Gene: GKAP1
Product: G kinase anchoring protein 1
Exons: 12
Coding region: 527-1639 (370 amino acids)
Biological process (GO): signal transduction
Cellular component (GO): Golgi apparatus
Source: RefSeq, a predicted model, not a curated record
GCCCCUGCCCCGCCCCACGGCUCUCACGCCGCCCCCGCCGUUGGGACUUCCCUCCCGCCCUAGGCUGGCAGCGGCACACUUGCUGCCCCUCACAGCAGCCGUUGUAGCCUCAGUGCUUGCUGCUCACGCCGCGGACCUCACAGCCUGGCUGCCCGGCCCGCCGCCCCAGGUCCGCCCCAGGUCCCGUUAGUGCGCGGAGCCUGCUCGUGGGGCCCGCUGCGCAAGCCUGCCACCACCCCUUGACCCAGCCGAAUCCCAACGCCCAAGGCAGCCGCCCAGAGAGCCACAGGAGUCUCAGAGGCCAGGGUGGAGGUAGAGGAGGGCCGAGCCUGCGACCAGGGAGGCCCGGUUUUGAAGCCGCAUUUUUCUUCGAGUUAGGUCUCGUCCAUGUCCUAUUUCUUUCUCUACGUACUUUGUGCGAAUAAGUUUUGGAGCAUCGGUUAACCGCCUGUGGGUGAGAUUUGGCUUUCAUUCAUGCGUGAGGAAUUAUUCUUGACAGAAAUAUUUUAGAAGAAAAAUAUUUACAAUGGCCUCAGCAGUUCUUAGUUCUGUUCCCACUACUGCUUCUCGCUUUGCCCUGUUGCAAGUGGAUAGUGGCAGUGGCUCUGAUUCUGAGCCUGGAAAAGGCAAAGGUCGGAAUACUGGAAAGUCUCAAACAAGCAAAUCAACUACAAAUGAGAAAAAGAGAGAGAAAAGAAGAAAAAAGAAGGAGCAACAGCAGAGUGAAGCAAAUGAGCUCAGAAAUCUUGCUUUUAAGAAAAUUCCUCAGAAAUCCUCCCAUGUCACUUGUAAUGCUCAACAUGAGCUUUCUUUACCAAACCCAGUAAAGAAGGAUUCACGAGAAGAAAAUUGGCAAGAGUGGAGACAAAAAGAUGAGCAGCUGACAUCUGAAAUGUUUGAAGCAGAUCUUGAGAAGGCAUUGUUGCUAAGUAAAUUAGAAUAUGAAGAACACAAAAAGGAGUAUGAAAAUGCUGAAAAUGCUUCAACUCAGUCAAAGGUUAUGAAUAAAAAAGAUAAAAGAAAGAAUCUUCAGGGAAAAGACAAACCUCCCACAGUAUCACUAAAAGAUUUUCAGUCUGAGGAUCAUAUUAGUAAAAAGACAGAGGAAUUGAGUUCUUCUCAGACUUUAUCACAUGAUGGAGGAUUCUUCAAUAGACUGGAAGAUGAUGUUCAUAAAAUUCUUAUUAGAGAAAAAAGAAGAGAAAAGCUUACAGAAUAUAAUGGAACAGAUAAUUGUGCAGCUCAUGAACACUACCAGGAAGUAGUUCUGAAAGAUGGCAGAAUUGAAAGACUAAAGUUGGAACUUGAAAGGAAAGAUGCUGAAAUCCAGAAACUGAAAAAUGUGAUCACUCAAUGGGAGGCAAAAUAUAAAGAAGUGAAGGCAAGAAAUGCACAGUUAUUGAAAAUGCUUCAGGAAGGUGAAAUGAAAGAUAAAGCAGAAAUACUUCUGCAAAUUGAUGAAUCACAAAGUAUCAAGAAUGAGCUGACUAUACAGGUGACUUCCCUGCAUGCUGCAUUAGAACAAGAAAGAUCUAAAGUGAAAGUUUUACAAGCAGAGUUAGCCAAAUACCAGGUAUGCUUUUAUAAUUUUGAUAGUGUUUUCAUCACAGAUAAUACAUUUGAAAUAGAUACUAUGUGAUUGAAUAACUGUGCUAUCUUAGGCCAAAAUUUAUUCACCAGAAAUACUAAUUUUGUUAAAUUUGUUAUAUAAUAUACAUUUUUAAAAAUGUAAGGUUAUUCUAGACUUGGGUAUUAACUAAAGUAUUGGAAAUAACUAAAGUAUUUCAGAAAAAUCCUUGCUCUACUACAUAGAUGAUAUAGUAUACAUGCCAUUGACUCAUACUGAGGAAAGGCACAUAAUGACAUUUGUCCCAUUAUAUAAUAAGUUUAAUCACUUAAGUACAGCAAUAUCUUUUAGAUGUCUUCAUUGUAAAAGUAUAUUUUCCACUUUGUAAUUAAUAAAUGAUAUGUGGAGUGAUACUUUGAGAUUGUGCGACUGUCCUUUUCUUUUUACCCAAUGGUUUACCAUCCAUUGAUGAUAUUUGUAGCAGUUAUUUUGAUGGUUGCAAAAUAGUGAUUUUUCUAAUUCUGUCAUUUCUUCUGCAUUCACAAGCUGGCAUUCAGCAUUUUUUUCUGGAUGACACAGUAAAAAAUAUCAGUGCUUUUUUUCAGUCUAUGUGUAUGUGUAUAUGUGUAUAUAUAAACACACACAUUUAUUUGUAUGUAUGUAUGUGGGUCUAAGUCAUGACAUAAAAUGUGUUGAUUAAGGUGGGGUCAUAGUCAAAAAAAGUUUGAGGGCCACUGGUGGCCUAGAGAACAUUCCAAUUGUUUAGUCCCAGCUUUGAUAUCAGUCUGGGAGGGAGAAUUUGCCUGGGAGGCUUUGAAAAUGAUUUUUGAAAAAUUUUUUGUGUUUUUUUAAUCUUAUUGAGGAGCAAGGUAAGAUUUUUAAGCUGUAUAACAUUGGUAAAUUUAUUUUCAUUUUCUUGCUAUCAGGAAAUGAAUCUUGUUUUUAAUACAUAUCACAUACAUCUCAGGUCCUAUGUAACCUUUUUAUAUUUAUUUUCCCUGAAUGAAUUUUUGCAGAGCUUUUAUUUGUCCAUAAAUAACAGCGUUUUUAGACUUGAUUUUUUAAAAACAAAGGUUGAUAGAGAAAUGUUUUGGUUACUAAGAGGAAAGUUAUAUGCUGAAAAAAGACAAAAAGAUUAAAAAAACAAAAACAGAGAAGCUGCCAUCAUUAUUAAUUUGACCUGGGUUUCAAGUGCCCCUGAUACAACCACCAUUUUCAGAAAGGCACUUUCCCAGACUUGGCUGAUCAUCAGAAUCACUUGGGAGCUUUUUGAAUUACAGAUAGUUUUGUCCAUUCCUGGUAACUGUGAAUAAAUAGGUCUGGGACAAAGUGUUGACAUCAGAAUUUUAAAAAUAUUACUACACAGGUGAUUCUAAUGAUCAACUAAAUUUGGGCACCAUUGCCAUAGUUUAUAAAAAUGGAGGAGGAAACUAUAAAAUCAUGUUAAGGCAAAUACAUCAAACCAUUAUUAAUGGUUAAAAUGGGAGGUGGGUAGAGUAGUUAUGGAUGAUUUUAAUUUUCUUCUUUGUACUUUCUGUAAUUCUACAAGUAUUUAGUUUUAAAAUCAGAAUAAGGCAGAAAAUGUUAGUGUUAAAAUUAAUAUAAAAUACUUCUUGUCUUUUAAGCUGCCUUUCUCUUUUCUUGGUCCACAUCAAAUACCAUAGAUGGAGUUUCAAUUGGACCAGGUUAAAUACAGAUGUAUAUAUGUCACUGAGCAGUAUGAAAAAUAAAAUCUACUUUCCAACCCAGUGAAGAAGAAAACCAGACUUCUAGUGCUAUCUGAUAAGAUGUCUGACAAAACUUACAUUAUAAAUUGAAUUACCCCAAAGGGUAAUGAACUGAAUUACUAAAUGUGCUGAUCAUAUGGAAUAAAUUGUUUUAGUAUUGAUCAAAAUUGUUAUUUUAAAAACAAUCUGGGACAG